AUUAAGUUGGGACCUCCCUUCGUCAAAUAUCGCCGUAACAGUAUUCCGUUAUUUCCUAUCUAUCUAGUUUUUACUACUAUCAUCUUCCUUAUCUUUCUUCUCCUUCCUCAUCCAUCCUUCAUCUUCUCUAUAUCUCUCUAAAAGUUUCACCAACUCGUGCUUCAAAGUAGUACCUUUAGAAACCAAAUAUUCUUCUUUCUUUCUUUCUUUCCCCAGUAACAAAAACCUCUUUUUUUUUCUCUCUCUUCUUUCUAUAGAGAGAAAAACACAGUCAUUUUGUACUCUGUGCUAACUCUUACCAUUACAUUUGAAAGCUUCAAUUUGAAGCUCUUCUUUUCUUUCCACAACUUUAUAAUCUUCUUUCUUUUUCUUUAUUCCUCGAGUCUCACCGAAUCUCUUUUUUUUUUUGCCUUCUCUAUAUCACGCUCAUUUCGCACGCCCUCUUCUUCUCCCUCUCUUUUUGUUCUCUCUCUUCUUCUUCUUCUCCUUUAAAUGUAAAACAAGAAAACAAAAAACCAUACAAAAAUGGAGUCUCAUAUAUUUCCUUCUUCUAUUAAAUUCACAGAGCAUAAAAAUCAUACUAUUCUUGUUCAUAAACAAAUUCGAACUAAAUCAUCAUCUCAAAAUAAUUAUUAUCCAAAAAUUGUUAGAAUCUCUGUUACUGAUGCUGAUGCUACUGAUUCUUCUGGAGAAGAAGAUGAACAAAACUCUAGUUAUAACUUUCAACGACGUCGUCGUCGUAUUAAGAGGUUUAUUAACGAGGUUAACAUUGAACCUUGUUCUACUUCUUCUGCUUUUUCAACUACUACUGAACCUGAAUACGCUGUUUUACCUGCUAAUAACGGCGUCGAUUUAAAAAGGCCUAAGAAGAAAAAGAAGAAAUGUUCUCCUGUGAAACAGGUAUUACAUGGUCAUGGUGGGAAGAAGUUUAGAGGUGUGAGACAAAGACCGUGGGGAAAAUGGGCGGCUGAGAUUAGAGAUCCGUUGCGACGUGUACGGUUGUGGUUAGGCACGUAUGAUACAGCUGAAGAAGCUGCUAUGGUGUAUGAUAACGCUGCUAUUCAACUUCGUGGACCCCAUGCUCUCACUAAUUUCUCCACUCCACCACCUCCACCACCACCUACACCUAAGAAGCUUUCUCUCUCCUCCACGUCAUCGUCAGAUUACGACGAUGGGUCCCACCUCCACACUCCAUCCAUCUACUCACCUACCUCUGUACUCCGCUUUCAGCCCGAGCCCGAACCCGAGCCCGUGAGCCCGAGGGUGGAGCCCGUAUUAGUGAAGGAGGAGAAAUUACAAGAAUGCCAGCCGUUGGGACCCACGCCAACUACUUCGUCGUCGUCGUCGCCUUACGUGUCGUGUUUUGAUUCGUUGUUCCCGAGUGACUUUUUUGAUUUUGAUGGUACAGUACCCGACUUGUUUGAGGAUUCGGGUUUUGGGAGUGAGGAUGGACACGUGUUCGGUCACGAUUGUAAUGCGGAUAUGUUAUUUAACGGUGGUGAUGAUCAUGAUGAUUUUGGUUUGUUCGGGUCAUCGGGUUUGUCAAGUCAUGAUUAUUUUCCGGAUAUUGGAGAUAUAUUUGGGUCCGACCCACUUGUUGCUAUAUGAGUUUUGAUUUAUUUUAUUUUAUUUUUCUUCUCUUUUUAGUGCUUUUUCCGAGUUUUUUUUGCAAGUAAUUUUGCAAAAAGAAGGUUUUGUAAACGGCGGGAACGAGUUAAAGCUAUUUUUGUUUUAUUAUUAAUUUUAUUUAUAUUUGUUUGUUUAAAUUUUAAAUAUGUUAAUUAUGUGUUUAGAACUUGUAUUAUGUAAUCUAUUAUCAUCAAGUGUAUUUAUCAUAAGUACGUAGUUUUGUCAUAUUAAUGACAUUUUC
Messenger RNA from Beta vulgaris subsp. vulgaris (sugar beet), 1870 nucleotides. RefSeq names its product ethylene-responsive transcription factor CRF2. The record is from RefSeq and is a predicted model, not a curated record. Bases 526 to 1608 code for a protein of 360 amino acids. NCBI's taxonomy places the organism in Eukaryota, Viridiplantae, Streptophyta, Magnoliopsida, Caryophyllales, Amaranthaceae. Gene Ontology annotation, molecular function: DNA binding; DNA-binding transcription factor activity. The transcript has a single exon. Gene Ontology annotation, biological process: regulation of DNA-templated transcription.